AAACUGAAAAAUUCAAUGUAAUUGAAUCCUACGACGAGCAAGUCAGACUCUAUAAUGGCAAAAGAAUAAUAUUAAGUUUGCUGAAUAACGUGAAGUUUUGUAAGAAUGAUGUAAAAAAAUUUAUCAAUGAG
Molecule: messenger RNA, 131 nt
Organism: Racocetra persica
Lineage: Eukaryota; Fungi; Glomeromycota; Glomeromycetes; Diversisporales; Gigasporaceae
Source: the annotation of a GenBank genome assembly